Molecule: messenger RNA, 4544 nt
Organism: Closterium sp. NIES-67
Lineage: Eukaryota; Viridiplantae; Streptophyta; Zygnematophyceae; Desmidiales; Closteriaceae
Source: the annotation of a GenBank genome assembly
UUGCAGCCAAGCAGCCUUGGCACGGAGCAAACUCAAUAUCGCGUACACCUGGCAUCAGAAUCUUUAGCCCCUGACUGACAAUUUUAGCGGUUGCUGACAUACUUAGGCGAUUAGUCCCUUAGCUCUCUCGACGAGCUCGGCUAUGGCAGACGAUCACAUACAGCCGUAUAAGUCCCCGGCUCUGGCAGACGAUUUAUUUGAUUCGAUCUCGCCUCCCCCACCUACGCGAUGCCGUGUAGUUAUCGAUCCGUCGCUCUUAACGCGGACGCAGCUCUCCCAGGGCCUCAGCCACAGCCUGAUCGCGCUGCCACGUGGCAUCACCACCGUCAGCCAGCUGGCGAGCCACGUGGUCGAAUCGUUUGGGCUGAAGGCUUCGUGCAAAGCGGGAGUGGCCCUACAGGUGGACGGAUUCGUGCUGCCAGCGUGGCAGCCUCUCUCUGUGGUGGGCCGCAAUGACGUCAUCAGGGUAUGCCGAAUCAACCGCAAGCUACCGCUUACGCCACACACUGAAUCCACUCCUCAGCACCGCACUCCACUGCUCGCGCAGCACCCAGCCUAUGCCUCUCCUCAGUUUCAUGCCCUUCCCGUUGCGAACUACCCUCCCCCGGAUCCCACCUCCCCGUUCCCAGCCCUGGGGUGGGUGGUACCUGGGGGCGGUGAGAAGGCGGUUUCUGGGGGAGGUGAGGACGGGAGAAGUGAGGGAGAAAAGAGGAGUGGUAAGGAAAAGAAGAGAGGAAAGAAGCGGAAGGAGGAGGGAAGGAGGGACGAGGAGGGGAAGGAAACUGCAGUGGAGAAAGAUUUUGAUUCGACUCAAAAUGAGGGGAAGGAAAAUGCGGUGGAGAGGGGGGGCAGUGCGGUGGAGAGGGGGGCCAGUGCGGUGGAGAAGAAAAAGAGGAGAAGGGAAGUUAGGGAGAGGUUGGAAGAGCGAUUGAGGAGAGAGGGGAGUGGGGAGGAGGAGGGUGCUACGACAAACGAAGCAGAAGAUGGAGUGAAGGAAGGUGAAGGGGAGGAGAAAGGGGAGGAGGAGGAGGAGAAAGAGGAGUCGAGUGAGGGAGAAGAGGAGGAAUCGAGUGAGGAGGAAAAGGAGGAGUCGAGUGAGGAGGAAGAGGAAGAGUCGAGUGAGGAGGAAGAGGAGGAGUCGAGUGAGGAGGAAGAGGAGGAGUCGAGUGAGGAGGAAGAGGAGGAUUCGAGUGAGGAGGAAGAGGAGGAGUCGAGUGAGGAGGAAGAGGAGGAAUCUAGUGAGGAGGAAGAUUCUAGUGAGGAAGGGGAGUGUAGAGAGGAAGGGGAUACCAGAGAGGAGAAAGAAGAUGAGUCGAGUGAGGAGGAAGAUGAAGCAGGGUUGAAGGCAAUGGGAGGGGUGGAGGAGGGGGGGGACAAGGGAAAUGUCAAGGGGAAGGAGAAAGGAGAGGCAAAGGGGCAUGGAAUAGAAGUAAAAGGGAGAACGGGUGAAGCCACGAUGAAGCAUGAAGCUGCAGGAGUGGCAAAGGGAGCCCAUGCUUCCGCCUUGGGAGUGAGAAAGGGCCCUACUCGCAACACGAUACGAAAGAGGGCGAAGAGGAGAUGGCUGGCGAAGCAGAGGCAAGCUGCCAAGGAUGCGCUCUACAUGCAGCUGAUGUCAGCAGCAGCAGCAGGCACGGGCACGAACACGGGGACAGAUGGCAAGCAGCAAUUCGUGCUUGUUCCGAAGAUGGUGGAGUCUGACGUGGCACAACUUGAUUCGCUGGCAGCAGAUGGUGAAGCAGCGACAGCAGGUGCAGCAGCAGGGGGGGCAUCGAAAGGGGAGCAACGAGGGGACACUUCUAGGGAGAUGUGUUUUGAGUCGACUCAAAAUACUACUAGGGAGAAGGGGGGGGGGGAUGAAGGCGAGGAGGAGGAGGAGGAGCAAAGUAUGAACGCCCGACCGUUGCCCGUAAUCAACAUGGGUGCAGUGAAGAACAAGAGAAGGGGGCAGGCGUGGGGGCAGCAGCAGCAGCACAGUCUGGAAGGGCGGCUGCUCAGAGGGAGAGGAGGUGGACAGAGAGAGGGGGGCUUCGCGGCAUCUGAAAAUCACCAACAGCAGCAGCGGCAGCAACAGAUGCAGCAGCAGACGCAUAUCAGUAGAGAGGGUUUGGACCGCGGGUCAGUUAAAGGGAGGAGUGAGGAUGGGCAACCAGAGACAGGGGAAUGGCGUUGGGGGAAAAGUGAGAGUGUUGGAGAAGGGAAGGUGAGGGGGAGAGGGAAAGAUGGAGGGAGAGGGAGAGGGAGAGGAAGGGGGAGGGGGGAUGAGGGAGAGGAGCGAGGAGGAAUGCACUGGCGAGAUGGAACGAGGAGGAAGCAGAUGGAGGAGGGGAGGGAAGGGCACUUGCAGCAGGAGCAGCAUCAGCAUGAGCAGCAGCAGCAGGAGCCGCAGCAUCAGCAAGAGGAGGAGCAGCAGUGCCAGAACAAGCUUGAAUUAUUGCUGCCAUUGGAGGGCGCACCUCAGCCUGGGGACGUCAUUGCCUACCGCAUCAUCACACUGUCGCAUGUCACUUGGACGCCUGAGCCUUCCCCGUUUCGGCAAGGCCGAGUGGUCACUUUCGACCCCUCUUCGUCACACAUCCACCUGGCACCUGUGGGGUCUGGUGCGACAGCUGGCGGCCUCUCAUUGGCUGAGGGGGAGGGAGACGAGGAUGAGAUGGAGUUUGAAGCUCCUUAUGACGAGUCUGGGCAGCUUAAGGCGGAGCUAUCCUCUCUUCUAGAUCUGCGCCUCGUGUCACGAACCGACACAAGCCAAACUCCUGAAGCCAUCACUCCACCGACCGCGGCCCAAACUACCUCUCUACUCCCGACUCCUGCUGCCGCCAUUCCACCUUCAAAACCCUCGGGUGUUGAGUCAAUGGUUGCAUUAGUCCCUUGUGCUCCUCCCCCUUCCUCCAACGCUCCCACAACUGCUCUCAACUCUGCAAACCUCCACGCUCCUGCCGAUGAUUCUUCCACUCCUAACGCCAGCGCUGCCACUCCUGCUGCUGCUGUCGCCAGUACUGCUGCUCCUGCUGCCCCUGCUGCCACUCCUGCCGCUCCUGCCGCUCCUGCUGCUCCUGCCACUCGUGCCACUCCUGCCACUGCUACCACGACGACCUCAUCCCUCCCACCUCCUUCCCCUGUGUCUGCUGCAGCGGCGUCGCGACAUGUGGCUAUUGCUGCCGCUCCUGCAGGAGCGGCAGCAUCGAGGUGGAAGCAGUGGGAGAGCGUGGCUAGGAUGCUGGAGGAGAGGAGGAGAGCGCUGAUGGGGGAACAGACUGGGAUGCAGCAGGAUAGCCAUCUGAGUGAUGUGGAGGUUGAAGAUCAGCCGCAGCGGGUGCAGCAACAGAAGCAACAGCCGCAGGAGAAGCAACAGCAGCAGCAGCAGCAGAGGCAGCCGCAGCAGCAGCAAAAGCAGCAGGAGGAGGAUGGUCUGGGUGAAGGUGGGGAACCAGUAGCUGAGUGCAUAACCACCCACACCCCUCGCACCCCUGCCCAACUUGUAACCAGCCCAGCUCCAGUUGUAACCAGCCCUGCUCCAGAUGUUACAGGCACAGCAGCCACAGAUGCACCCAGCUCUGCCCCUGUGGGGGGAACCAAAGGCCAGGGCAAGACAUCAGGUGGGGUUGCUAGUGGUGGCAAGACAUCAGGUGGGAUUGCUAGCGAUGGCAAGACAUCAGGUGGGGUUGCUAGCGGUGGCAAGACUAUGAGGUACAGAGGGAGGAAGGCAGCAGGUUUGGCAGCGACACUUGCUCUGAUGAGACAGGGAGGGGGGAUGUAAGGCGGGGAGGAGCUCAAGGGCCUAUUGAAUGCCGCAAUUGCAGGCAAGGUGAGGGAUGUGAAUGCUAGCGGUGGCAAGACUAUGAAGUACAGAGGGAGGAAGGCAGCAGGUUUGGCAGCGACACUUGCUCUGAUGAGACAGGGAGGGGGGAUGUAAGGCGGGGAGGAGCUCAAGGGCCUAUUGAAUACCGCAAUUGCAGGCAAGGUGAGGGAUGUGAAUGCUAGCGGUGGCAAGACUAUGAGGUACAGAGGGAGGAAAGCAGCAGGGUUGGCAGCGACACUUGCUCUGAUGAGGCAGGGAGGGGGGACGUAAGGCGGGAGCUCCAUGGCCCUUGGAAUACCGCAAGGAAGCCCAGGCAAGGCACCGGGUGGGGUUGCUAGUGGAAGGAAGACCAUGAGGUACAGAGGGAGGAAGGCAGCAGGGUUGGCAGCAACACUUGCUCUGAUGAGGGAGGGAGGGGGGACGUAAGGCGGGAAGUAAGUAGCUCUAGGGCCUAGUGAAUACCGAAUGCAGGGGCUUUAGGUAUGAUUCGGCUCCAACUGGUCUCGUCUGGCGGCUUCGAUCAGGCGAGGAGAGAUCGAAUGAAAGCAAUUUCUGUGACAAGGAUGGUUUGAGGUUGAAGGCGUCUCAUUUUUUGUCCGAAACCAUAGAGGUGAUUAUCAUCAAUGGCAAGUUGAAAUGAAACGCCAUGACAUGAUGGUGCGUGUGAGUGACGGAUCAGAUCAGAACUUCAGUUCAGACAUGGCUGUCAUAACAAUCAUGCAGUUAAUGCAUUACCUGUACC